CGCCAUCUUGUUCAGAGUAACGAGUCUGUGUCUGGGAGCGGUCGGUGGGUCGGUGAGGAUCAGCUGUAACGGGACUGUUACCGAGGAUGAAGAUGAUCGUGCUCCUCUUACUCAGGGUCGGUAACCUUUCUGAUGAGUGCGUCUAAAAUGUCCUCAGAAGGCAAUGCGCCACAUGAUUGCAUUGCAAAUCCAUCAGCAGAUCAACUGAAGCAGCUACGUAAAAAGUUUCCCAGCAUGCCUCAGGGGUGGAGGUGUAUAAGGGGGCGGAGUCUGUCCUGCUGCACUGUCAGGUAUCAGUUGGUGUUUCCAGUAGCGACACAGCAGCAGUGUGGAACCGUGUUGGGCUCAGGAACCCAACAGUUCACCUGCGAAUGCAGAAAAGUGACGAUCUUGAUGAGCGUGAUGAUCUUAGUGGUCAGAAUGAUCUUUACCAACAUCGAACAUCAAUGAGAGCUGAUGCUCUGCAGACUGGAGUCCUCAGCCUCACUCUGAAGAACCCCACAGUCUCUGACAGUGGAACCUACAACUGCAUCUACCGUAAAUAUGGACAAGAUCUGAGAAAAACUGAAGUACAGCUGAAAGUCUCAGAACCUCCUCCUCCUCCAGUCUGGCCCAAAGUCCUCGCAGCUGUGCUGGUUACUCUGAUCAUCCUGGCUGCUGCCAUUGGUCUGUUUGUGUACUGUGUGUAUAAAAGAAUGAAGAACACAGAAGCUACGCAGACAGAGGUGGUGGAGGUGCCACAGGGGGAGGAGUCUGUCCUGCUGCCCUUUAAGACCACAGCUGACCUUCCUCGGGACGUCACAGUGGAGUGGAGACUCACUGAACCCGAACACAUGAAGGUCCACGUGUAUGAGAGUGGAAACAAUCACCCAGAUAAACAGGACCAGGGUUACAGAGGUCGCACAGAGAUGGAUAAAGAUCCACUGAGAACUAAAGACCUCAGUCUGACCCUGAAAGACCUCCACCCUACUGACAGUGGAGUCUACACCUGCAACAUCUCCAGGGAUGGACACAUGCUGCUACAGAAAUCAGUGACGCUCAUUGUCAGAGUUCCCCCGCCAGAGGUGGUGAAUGUGACAGAUGCAGACAAGUCUGUCGAGCUGCCCUUAAAGACCACAGCUGACUUUCGUCAGGUUGUCACAGUGAAGUGGACUCUCACUGAACCCAAACGCAUGGAGGUGUAUAAGAGGGAAAAAGGUUCGUCAGACAUUGUGGUUACCAAUUGUCGCACAGAGAUGAAGAAAGAUUCACUGGCAACUGGAGACCUCAGUCUGACCCUGAAAGACCUCCACCUCACUGACAGUGGAGUCUACACCUGCACCGUCUACAACAAGGAUGGAGACAUGCUGCUACAGAAAUCAGUGACUCUCAAUGUCUAUGAGAGUGUGCCAGACAUUGUGCAGGUGCCAAACAGACCGGGGUCUGUCCUGCUGCCCUUUAAGACCACAGCUGACCUUCCUCAGGACGUCACAGUGGAGUGGAGAGACUCCAACAACAUGAAGGUCCACGUGUAUGAGAGUGGAAACAAUCACCCAGACAAACAGGACCAUGGUUACAGAGGUCGCACAGAGAUGAAUGAAGAUCGAGUGAAAAAUAAAGACUUCAGUCUGACCCUGAAAGACCCCCACCUCACUGACAGUGGAGUCUACACCUGCACCGUCUACAACAAGGAUGGACACAUGCUGCUACAGAAAUCAGUGGCUCUCCAUGUCUAUGACCAGCCUGUGAGAAGUUUGGGGACAGUGUGUGGAAACAAGUCUUAUUUGCUAGAAUUUGAAAAAAAUGAAAUGAAAGAUGAACUUGAUCAGAUUUCCACAGUGGAGUGGAAACGUAUAUACCCCAAAUACAAUUUCAUAAAGGUAAUAAGACGCCAUCAGGGAAAUGAGAAAGACCUCAGUCUGAACCUGGAAGACCCCCGCCUCACUGACAGUGGAAUCUACACCUGCACCGCCUACAAAGAAAAUGGAGACAUCCUGCUAGGGCAAUCAGUGAUAUUCAGUGUCAGAGACUUCCAACUGGAGAAGGUGGAGGUGGAUGAGGGGGGGGAGUCUGUCCUGCUGCCCUUUAAAACCACAGCUGACCUUCGUUAUGUUCUCAGAGUGUACUGGACUGUCUCUGAAUCCACACAGAAGAUGGUCGACUACUUUGAUGUGACUAAAAACUACCAGCCAGGUUUACAGGCCAAGGAUUACAUCGGUCGCACAGAGAUGAAUAAAGAUCCACUGAGAACUGGAGACCUCAGUCUGACCCUGAAAAAGCCCCUCCUCACUGACAGUCGUAGCUACACCUGCACGGUCAGCAACAAGGAUGGACGCGUGCUGCUACAGAAAGUCGUGAUUCUCAGAGUCAGAGCAACCUUAAAGGGAACCAUGGAAGACAUGUUUUCACGUCUCAGGAGGAGGAGGACGGCACCAAAUGCUGAGGUCAAAGAGGACGUGAGGAACAGGAACCAAGAACAGGAACCUCUGACUGCUGAAGAAACAGUCUGAGGAGGAGGAGGAGCUGGUGAUGAAGAGCAGCCUGUGUGUAUAUACAGUAUCUGUUGUGUAUUGAGCCCUGAGGAAGAUGAAGAUGCAGCUUUGCUUUGGCCUUCCUCUGCUAACAGCUAACAGCUAACUAACCUCAGCCAGAUGUUCUGCAGCUGUUUGUCUAACAUUAUAAGUUUAUAAUGAUGAUGACCCCGAGCGUGUUUCUGCUGUUCUGAUGGAUCCACAGAGCGUCCUGACUCUGUGUCACAUGUUAGCUUCAUGUGGGUCAAAGGUCAAAGUUGCUGACUGUCAGGAAGCAUCAGAGAGGAUCAGACAAACAGAUGAAACACCCUCUCUGAAGCUUCAAUCAGAGCAGGAAGGACCUGUGAUGGAGGCCCUGAGGCCACAUCCACACUUCCUGUCAGUCCCUCUGAUUGACAGCUGCCUCCAUUAAUAUCAUAUAUAUCCAUAUAAUCACCCUGAGGUCACUGAUGUUGUGAUGUUGGUUCUGUAUAAACCAGAUUAAAUGUUUUUACACAUCAAUA
This is a messenger RNA of Oreochromis aureus, 3013 nucleotides long. RefSeq lists its product as uncharacterized. Lineage: Eukaryota; Metazoa; Chordata; Actinopteri; Cichliformes; Cichlidae. Gene Ontology annotation, cellular component: external side of plasma membrane. Gene Ontology annotation, biological process: T cell costimulation; cellular response to lipopolysaccharide; immune response. The coding region runs from base 372 to 2489 and encodes 705 amino acids. The transcript is spliced from 11 exons. The record is from RefSeq and is a predicted model, not a curated record.